AACAAUAUUUCCUGGCUCGGCCACUGAUGUUAAUUGCACAGAAAUUAAAUGUGGAAGUUGAAGAUAGCAGAGGAUGGGCCGUGGCUGAUCACGGUCAACAAUCAUGUUGGAAGACAACACUGGGAGUUCGACCCAGAGGCUGGAACCCCGGAGGAACGUGCCCAUGUUGAAUGGCUCCGUCAGGAAUUCAAGAAAAAUCGAUUUCGAGUAAAACAGAGUUCAGAUCUCUUGAUGAGAAUGCAGAUCUUAAGUCUACUUGCUUGUUGGGUGGAGAAUCCUAACUCAGAAGUGCACAAGCGACAUUUAGCUAGAGUGCCAGAUUAUUAUUGGAUUGCUGAAGAUGGCUUGAAAAUUCAGUCCUUUGGCAGCCAGUUGUGGGAUACAGCCUUUGCUGUACAAGCAAUUAUCUCUAGCAAUCUAACUGACGAGUAUGGGCCAACACUUGGUAAAGCACACGACUUCAUAAAAGCUUCACAGGUCCAGCACAACCCUUCUGGCAACUUCACUGCUAUGUAUAGACACAUUUCUAAAGGUGCUUGGACAUUCACCACACAAGAUCAGGGCUGGCAAGUCUCUGACUGCACUGCAGAAGGUUUGAAGUGUGCACUCUUGCUCUCACAAAUACCACCAGAUCUUGUUGGAGAAAAGAUGGAAAAGGAGCAAUUAUAUGAUGCUGUCAAUGUCAUUCUUUCCUAUCAAAGUAACGAAGGGGGUUUUCCUGCUUGGGAGCCUCAAAGAGCAUACCGUUUUUUAGAGAAGAUUAGUUCUACAGAGUUCUUUGAAGCUGAUGUUGUAGAAAUGGAGUAUGUAGAAUGUACUUCUUCAGCAAUGCAAGGUCUUGCGCUCUUUAGAAAACUGUACCCCAAGCAUCGAAGGUCUGAGAUAGACCAUUGCAUUUCAAGAGCAGUUUCUUACAUUGAAGAGAUACAAAAUCUAGAUGGUUCAUGGUAUGGUAAUUGGGGAGUCUGCUAUACCUAUGGUACAUGGUUCGCUGUGAAGGGGCUGGCUGCGUGUGGCAAAACCUAUCACAACAGCCCUACCCUGCGCAAAGCUUGUGAAUUUUUAUUAUCAAAGCAGCUGCCUAAUGGUGGAUGGGGAGAGAGCUACCUCUCCUGCCGUAAUAAGGUUUACACGAACCUCGAAGGCAACAGAGCAAACUUGGUACAAACAGCUUGGGCUUUGUUAUCACUCAUUAACGCAGGACAGGCUGAAGUAGAUGCUGGCCCCAUUCAUCGCGGAAUAAAAGUCCUGAUAAAUUCACAAAUGGAAGAUGGUGACUUUCCUCAACAGGAAAUUACUGGAGCAUUUUUUAGAACUGGUUUACUGAACUACUCAGCCUACCGGAAUAUAUUCCCCAUAUGGGCACUUGGAGAUUAUCGUCGCCAUGUUUUGCGUGCAUAACUCUCUCAAUCCUAAUAAAAGGGAUAUGUUGUA
This is a messenger RNA of Rubroshorea leprosula, 1434 nucleotides long. The record is from the annotation of a GenBank genome assembly. Lineage: Eukaryota; Viridiplantae; Streptophyta; Magnoliopsida; Malvales; Dipterocarpaceae.